AGUUUGUGAGGUCCGACAGCCGACGGUGACGUCACGUCCCCCCGGCAGAGCUUCAGCUUCGCCUGAGAGAUGGCGUCUCUCCUGCAGCCCGACAGAGUUAUCUACCUGGUUCGCGGGGAGAAACGGAUCAGAGCCUCCCUAUCUCAGCUGUAUUUCUGUCGCUACUGUAGCGAGCUCCGAUCGCUAGAAUGUGUGUCUCACGAGGUGGACUCUCAUUAUUGUCCGAGCUGCCUGGAGAACAUGCCAUCUGCAGAGGCUAAGCUUAAAAAGAACAGGUGUGCAAAUUGUUUCGACUGCCCCUGCUGCAUGCACACGCUGUCGACUCGAGCCACUAACAUCCCCGCUCCGUUGCCCGAUGAUCCCACCAAGACGACCAUGAAGAAAGCCUACUAUCUGGCCUGUGGCUUCUGUCGCUGGACCUCCAGGGAUGUAGGCAUGGCUGACAAAUCAGUUGCCAGCGGUGGUUGGCAGGAGCCAGAGAACCCUCACGCUCAGCGGAUCAGCAAGCUGAUCGAGUAUUACCAGCAGCUGGCCCACCGAGAGAAGCAGGAGAGAGACAGAAAGAAGAUGGCCCGGAGGCGACAGUGCAUGCCCCUCGCCUUCUCGCAACACACUAUUCAUGUGGUGGAAAAAUACGGCCUUGGAACCCGACUGCAGAGGCAGAGGUCUGGAGCUUCCAUUUCAAGCCUGGCUGGCCUCUCCCUCAAAGAGGGCGAGGACCAGAAGGAGAUCAGCAUCGAGCCGGCGCAGGCCCUCGAUGAGGUGGAGCCGCUGCCCGAGGACUGCUACACCAGACCCAUCAGUUUACCUGAAGUGACCACGCUGCGUCAGAGGCUUCUGCAGCCGGACUUCCAGCCCGCAGGAGCGUCUCAGCUCCACCCACGACACAAACACCUCCUGAUGAAGCGCUCCCUUCGCUGCCGGAAAUGUGAGCACAACCUGAGCAAACCGGAGUUUAAUCCAACUUCAAUCAAGUUCAAGAUCCAGCUGGUGGCUGUGAGCUACAUCCCUGAAGUGAGAAUUAUGUCCAUUCCAAACCUGCGAUACAUGAAGGAGAGUCAGGUGCUGCUGACUCUGACUAACCCGGUGGAGAACAUCACUCACGUCACUCUGACUUCGUGUGACGAAGAGGAUCCUGAUGACAUCAACAGCACCGCCAAGGUUAUUUUGCCCAGUAAAGAACUGGUCCUGGCAGGAAAAGACGCUGCGGCCGAGUACGAUGAACUGGCUGAACCUCAGGACUUCCAGGACGAUCCAGACGUUGUCGCCUUCAGGAAAUCCAACAAGAUCGGAUUCUUCAUCAAGGUCAUCCCCCAGAAGGAAGACGACUCCGACGUCGCCGUCUCCUUCAAAAUCCGACACGACUUCCGCAACCUGGCCGCCCCCGUGCGGCCGAGCGAGGAGACGGGCGACGCCGCUGCCGCUGCCGAAGCCGUUUGGCUCACGCAUCACGUGGAGCUGAGGCUGGGGCCGCUCGCCCCCUGAGCUCCAAUCAGAACGCUCCGAAUUAGUCUCUUCAAACCACGUUCUGAUUUCACUGGCAGGAGUUUCAGACUUUUUUGCUUUUGACGGUUUUCUCAGUCGUAGGUGAAGUAGCUUCAGCAGACAUUGUGGGGGUGAAAAAAAAAACCAGCAUGAGAGCUGAGCAAGUUUACCUUCAUUUAAUGCUUCUUGGUUAGUUCCAGUGCUGCUGAUUGAUGUAACAAACAUGUAAGAACAAUGAUUCAGUAAAGAUCUGCUUCAACACUAUAAACCAUCUGUCAGUGAGAAAUGCUGCAGAGAAAACUAACUCCUUUGUCUUAAAUCUGCUCUCCUCAUUGUAUUCAAAUGUGGCGCUCUUCCAGGAUUAUUUAUGUCCGCCGAAUUAGAGCUUAUAUUUAAAUGUUUAUACACCGGGAUGGCACAGAGCUUGUAGAAAUCUGCACCAAACACACCGCUUCUAGUUUCCAACUAGUUUUAUAUGCAUGCUUCAAUAUUAGCAAAGCCAGCUCAUGUUAGACAGUGUUUCUGUUCUGUUGUGUCCCAAAAAGUCAGCAGCACGUUAACCACCAAGAUUAAAAAUCACAGGUGAGCAAAGGUAAUUUUUUUUUAAUCCGAUGGCCCAGAUUAGGUUGGCAUUGCUAAGAUGUGAGCUCAGAUCCCUGUAGAUUAAUUAUCAGGAAUCUGUCAGCACCUUCUAUAAACAAAGAGCAAACGGCUCCAUAAGCAUGUCGACGUCACACAACAAGGAUAUAAAUAUUUAUCAUAGUGUUUGUCUUCUUAAAGGUGUAUAAGAAGCUCUAUAAACCUGAUUAAGGAGUCAAAUUCAACGUGAAUGUGUUUAAAUCUACAUUUUUUCCCCAUCAUUCUUUUAUUUGGUUUGUAGACGUCACUAACAUCCCUGCUGGUGGAUUGUGAACUGUUCUUUAUGUUUUCUGCUUUUUGUUUGGUGUGUGCACUUUGUAAAACUCAAGUUGUGCUUCAACAAUAAUCAUCAGAACAGGAAAAUAAAACAGUGCAGUACUGCAA
Austrofundulus limnaeus is the source of this 2508-nucleotide messenger RNA. RefSeq names its product dynactin 4 (gene dctn4). NCBI's taxonomy places the organism in Eukaryota, Metazoa, Chordata, Actinopteri, Cyprinodontiformes, Rivulidae. The coding region runs from base 70 to 1485 and encodes 471 amino acids. The record is from RefSeq and is a predicted model, not a curated record. Gene Ontology annotation, cellular component: dynactin complex. The transcript has 14 exons.